UGUUUCGAAGGUUGAGCUAGAUUGUAAUAGAACGUGGUAAAAUCAAGUUCCCUUUUGAGGCUCAGCCCUAGCAUCGCUUUUGAGACUGUGUACGUCAUGUACAUAUACAUUGUACUGCCUUUAACUCGCCAAACGAUAGCAUAUCGAAAAUUGCUUCGUGGUAUUUCGCGAAAUGGAAGUUGACGUCCCCGAUUUCUCCCCGCCCCGGAUUCUCGUUCUUUCUCUCUCUUUCUUUUUGAGCAUUGUACUCUCGUACAUCAUUUAUCUUUUGUGAUUUUGAGAUAUUUUCAUCCCUGUGUUAUUUUUUUUUUUUUAAGACAAUGCAAUACGUGAGUCGUUCAAGGAAACACAAGUAAAGUAAUGAAAAUACUAAAAUCAUAAUUUUCAUCCGACAGUUCCGCCGGAUAUUUUGGAUUAUCCCACGAGUACAGAUAUGGUCGUAAGAGAAGGCAGCAACGUUUCGUUACGUUGUGAAGCAACAGGGUCACCAACGCCAAAUAUCACCUGGAGAAGAGAAGAUGGAGAAUUGAUUAUUCUCGGGAAGAAUCAAGAAGUGGCCAGCAUUGACGGACCGGUUUUCAAUAUCACAAAAGUGAACAGGUUGCAGAUGGGAGCAUACCUUUGUAUCGCGUCCAAUGGCGUACCGCCAACGGUCAGCAAGAGAAUUAUGCUCGUUGUACAUUUUACUCCAAUGAUUUGGAUCCAGAAUCAAUUAGUGGGCGCUCAAGAAGGCCAGGAAAUGACAUUAGAAUGUCACUCUGAGGCAUUUCCAAAGUCCAUCAAUUAUUGGACGCGAGAGAACAACGUCAUUAUAGCAAACGGAGAGAAGUACGAGCCUUCCUUCUCGGAUAACGUAUACAAAGUACACAUGAAGCUUAUGAUACGUUCAGUCGCGAUGUCUGAUUACGGCAGUUAUAAAUGCAUAUCUAAAAAUUCCCUCGGCGAAACGGAUGGCAGUAUCAAGCUUUAUCAUAUACCAACACCUACCACGGAACCGACAACAACGAGCACAAUACCCGUUCCUACCAUCAUGGAACCAGUGGAGAAUAUUCAGUGGUCGCGACAAAAGCCCGUGCCCAGUUUAGAGCCGAACUCUAAUGAAAUAACCGACGCAUCUUUGUCUACCGUCGUGAGAAGCGAAGAAACACGGCUCCGUAGUAGGCCAAGCCACGAGGAGAGUCACGAGGAAGUCGAGAAUGUCAUCGAUUCUAACGGCCGCAAAAGCAUCGACGACGACAUCGGCCAGCGAAGAAUCGACAAUACGGCGCAGUCGAUGUCGUCUAAAAGCAGCACGUGGCAUUGCGUGACGCGAUCCAGCGCAGCAAUUUGCAUAAUAGUGCUUUCCGCCCUGUCGUAGUCAUCGCGGCGUGGGGAUGAUCGAGUCCUUCCAGCUGCAGCAUAAAAUCUGCAAUCUUUCCUCACCGCACAAGGGAUCAAUUAAUCCAUGAAUUAAGGGAAAGUGAAUAUCGCAACCUCAUCGAAUGAUCCACAUCUAUUAACGACGAAGAAUACCGAAAGAUGAUUAUCAAAGUGGAACUAUGAACUUAUCUUGCCUUCGUCAGACGGGCGACACUCGUCAUUAGAUCUUUAUAAUAAAUUGCGCCACCUCCUCUUCUCUCUCGUCCAGUUUUUUUCGGAUUAUUGCGCAAGAACCCUUAGGUCGGCAAAAACAAGAUCUGCGAAAAAUAUCAAGCGGACAAGAUUGAUUAUUCUAUUUUCGACCAAUCUGAAGAAAUGCAUUUUGAGUGAUUUGUGUGAAAAUUUACCAACGCUGCAUGUAGUUUAAAGAAAAAGUCUCUUGCUAUCGACGUUAAGUUACUUAGCAAUUAGGUUACGGGAUAAACAAACAUAAUUAACGUAAUUCAUGCGAUAAUGUAACUACGUUAACUAUGAUUAUCAACAAAUGUUACUUUCUCUCUCUCUCUUUUUAUUCAUUCAAGUUGAAAUGCGAAUCGUUUGUGUACCUUUAAUUUCUAUCAGAGUUCUCUCUGGCUUUCGUAAGCGAUCGAUGAUAAUUCCAGAUUCUUUUGACGUGUCAGCGAAUUUUCAUUGAAGCCACCGCUAUCGGACGUAUCCUGGGAAUGACGACGGCGUGACGACCAUUUUCCUUAUCUGAUUCCACCCUCACCACCAAAUCCCUCUCUCUCCAAUCUUUCUUCUGUCGGCAGAGAGGCUUUCAAAUCCCGCGCAUCAUUAACAAAAUGAGAUCUCCCAAUUUCCCUCAAAGGCGUUUGCUGAUUUUUUUUUUAUGUGUGGGCGGCUUACCGAAAGAUCUGAUACUCGUAUCUGAAUCGCAAUUAUAUCGCUGCAACAAUAUUUUUCAAAAGAUUUAGAGUUAUCUACGUGUUCUUUUAACGUUGUACAUGUCACGAUAUUUGUUGUAUUUUUGUCCUAUAUAGAUUUCACACAAUUCUGUAAUACCUGAGAAGAUAUUACAUUCAGAUUUGAAACGGGGACGGAAAUUUCUUGUAAGAUAUGUAUUAAAUACUAAUAAUUCUCGCGUUUCCAUCGUAUCGACAAAAUUCGGCCUAUUCAAUUGAUAAAUAACAAUCGCCAGUAAUUUUAGUAAAGUACGCGUAGAAAAUGUAACUGUAAUAUCAAUUGAUAAUUUAAAAAUAAUAAUUGAAAUUUGAUUUCAGUAAUAGUUCGAAAUCUUAGAACAUUGUACGAUCAAUAUUUCCAUCUAUUGAUUUUGCACAAGGUCUCAUUACUCAGAUAAUAUAUUGAAACUAUUCUUUAAGAA
Molecule: messenger RNA, 2743 nt
Organism: Pogonomyrmex barbatus (red harvester ant)
Lineage: Eukaryota; Metazoa; Arthropoda; Insecta; Hymenoptera; Formicidae
Product: neurotrimin
Cellular component (GO): neuron projection
Source: RefSeq, a predicted model, not a curated record